Molecule: messenger RNA, 1118 nt
Organism: Populus trichocarpa (black cottonwood)
Lineage: Eukaryota; Viridiplantae; Streptophyta; Magnoliopsida; Malpighiales; Salicaceae
Product: SUMO-conjugating enzyme SCE1
Exons: 5
Coding region: 254-739 (161 amino acids)
Biological process (GO): protein sumoylation
Cellular component (GO): nucleus
Molecular function (GO): SUMO conjugating enzyme activity
Source: RefSeq, a predicted model, not a curated record
GUUGUUUUUCAAACUACGUGAUGAAUGAAACUCAGCUCGGAACAAGUUUUGAUCCGGUGACUAACCGGUUGGACUGUCGGAAUUAAUAACCAGGAUCAAAAGUCAACCAACGGGAAAUUCCCUUUCAUUUUCUUUGAAAACUAUGAAUGAAGUCUGUCAUUUAAAGACCAAGUCUUUCCAAGUAGCGUAAAAAACAUUCCAGGUCAUCCAGCAAACAAAAUAGUCUCUGCAGAAAGAUUGAGAGAGGGAGAUCAUGUCAGGAGGAGGCAUAGCUCGUGGUCGUCUUGCUGAAGAGAGAAAGUCAUGGCGUAAGAAUCAUCCCCACGGUUUUGUGGCUAAGCCUGAUAAUGCACAAGAUGGUUCUCUUGAUUUGAUGGUGUGGAAGUGCAUCAUACCUGGCAAACCCGGGACAGAUUGGGAGGGUGGCUUCUUCCCCCUCACGCUUCAUUUUAGCGAGGACUACCCAAGCAAACCUCCAAAGUGCAAGUUCCCCCCGGGUUUCUUCCAUCCUAAUGUCUACCCUUCUGGAACUGUGUGCUUAUCUAUCCUCAAUGAGGACUAUGGCUGGAGACCAGCCAUAACUGUGAAGCAAAUUUUAGUUGGCAUUCAGGAUUUGCUUGAUCAACCAAAUCCUGCUGAUCCUGCGCAAACUGAUGGCUACCAGCUUUUUGUCCAGGACCCGACUGAGUACAGGAGAAAGGUGCGCCAACAAGCCAAGCAAUAUCCACCUGCGCUCUGAUGCAAUGGUUGCUUCACCAUGUCAGCAACUUAUUAGCUAGAUUCCAUCAUAUAUGUCCAAACCUCCUUUAAGUAACAGAGUGAUUUAGUGUUGGUACUAGACUACGAGUUAAUUGUCAAGUAGCUACGCUUCCCAUUUCUGCACCAGAGGUUUAGCAACAUGACAACUUUUGGAUAUAAAACCUAUAUCGAUUGCCCAUUAAGUUUGUUAUUUAUACCUAUGGCGAAGCAGCAUGAUAUACUGGAAAUUGGCUGUAUGGGAAACCAUGACUGAUACUUCUGAAUUUGGUUAAAGCAAGUGUAAGCUUUUGAACAACUUUAUCGGAUGCUAUGUUAUAUAUGAGAGCGUGUAUGAUCUGUAUCACAUACUCGUUUUUUCA